AAGAUUACACAUUCUUUGAUUUAUGGGAGCUACCUUCAACAUGGAUUCGAAAACUGUAUUAUUCGUCAUUUGUCUGCUAGGGAUGGUGGCACUAGUGCUGGGUGAAAACGACACAAGGCACGAUGUGGAAGUUAGGCCACAAUAUCGUCGGUUCAAGCGAAUGUACGUCAUGUGCCCGCCAAAGUUUAGUCGCAUCGGUAACGAGUGUUACUUCAUCUCGCCAAACAAACAAAACUGGCUCGAUGCGUACUUCGAGUGUAAGGACCACAACAGCAAGCUGGCCGAGCCGAUGAAGUACGAGGACAAGCAUCUUCGGAAGUAUCUGCAGAAAAUAAACCUGUCAGCAGACCUUUGGAUUGGCGGUACCUUCAACUGGAAGCUGAACAAAUGGCAAUGGGGUCACAAUGGGCGCGAGAUCGAGUACCAAUCGUUCAGCCAAAUGAUUCCUGGGAGCAGCAAGGAUUUGAAAUACAACUGUGCACUGCUACGGUCCGACCUUAAAUUCAGAUGGUCGGCCGAAGAGUGCACAAAGAAAAUUAAUUUCAUCUGCCAGCAUCGGAUGCCGCUAGUGUCUGCCUCCGGACGGUACAGCAUGUACGACAAGUGGAACAAGACCUAUCCCGACCAGAAGGCCAACGAGAAGAUGGUGUACAUCAUGAACGAACCCAACAAUCGAAAUAAUCGAAGUAAUUACGUCAAGCCACGCAUCUACAACAGCAUGAAGCGGGUAUUGCAAUCAAACCCUUCGAUUCAACCGCGCCCGGCACACCGUCGCAAUCAGUCUCCGGCCAGGAAGCGGGUGGACCCCACCGGUCCCUUCUACAUCCCGUCGGAUGUGGUCGGUCGCAAGCAACACCUCGCGCAGUAUGCACCGGACGCACCGAACGAUCUCAACACGAUCGAUAAUGGACAUCGGAACGGAUAUCACCACACGAUGUCACAGUUCAACGUUGACUUUAGCCCACGCAAUAGCAAAAAUCGUGAGGCGGGCAUAUCACGUGGUUACCGAUUGGGACACGGAUGGACGCGGGUAGACACUCAUCUACCACACCAACACCGCCAUCAACCGGGACUGCAUAGAACCACCAAGCGUACCCAUUACUUACCACCGACACGUCCCUUGACUACGCCGAGUACGACCAGUCCUACCACCACUACCACCACGACCACCACUACGACACCCGCACCGCAAACUACAGGCCGACCCACGCUAACCACUAGAUUCCCGAGCUAUCCGUCAGCAAUCACCAACAUCCUGAAGCAGCACACGACACACCCAAUGAGCACGGACGAAAAGAAGUCUAAGCGGGAUCGACUCCGCGAACGGCUACAGAAGCUAUCGUACGACGAGCAGCUACUCUUCUUCCAGGACCGAGCCAAGCGAAAGAAGCUGAAGGAACAACAGCAACUGCGCAAGCAACAGCGCGAAAAUGAAGUGGUCCAGUAA
Anopheles maculipalpis is the source of this 1447-nucleotide messenger RNA. RefSeq names its product glutactin. Bases 23 to 1447 code for a protein of 474 amino acids. NCBI's taxonomy places the organism in Eukaryota, Metazoa, Arthropoda, Insecta, Diptera, Culicidae. The record is from RefSeq and is a predicted model, not a curated record. The transcript has 6 exons.